AUGGGUUCCAUCACCAGAGAGGAAGAUGCGCCCACAGCCUCCUCACAUCCGCUCAAGAUCUUUGAUGCUGUGAGGAGGCAAGAUCGGUUUCUAUAUGCCUGUGCGCCGAUGGUGCGCUACAGCAAGCUUGCAUUUCGCCAGACCGUUCACAAGUAUGGCGUUGACCUGUGUUGGACGCCCAUGAUUCUGGCCAAGGAGUUUAACAGGAAUCAGUUUGCCAGAGACAGCGACUUCACAAUAUCAACCUCCGGCGUCCAGCCUCCCACAAUAGUCCAGUUCGGCGCAAACGUGCCCCUGGAACUCGCCCGCGCCUCAACCCUCGUCGCGCCUUUUGCGUCGGGCGUAGACCUCAACUGCGGAUGUCCCCAAUCAUGGGCCUGUGCGGAAACGCUCGGGGCUGCGUUGAUGAACAAGAGAGAGCUGGUGCGCGACAUGGUGAUCGAGACGAGGCAGCAUCUGGCCAGGGACGGAUGGGCCGUAGGGAUGGAGGAGGACAUGGAGAGUCCCAAGGGACGUAGUGUGAGCGUCAAGAUACGGGUUCACGAUGAUUUGAGGAAAACAAUGGACUACCUCGACACAGUCAUAGGACAUCCACAAAACCGCCUCGUCGACUGGGUCACCAUCCACCCUCGAACCCGCCACACCCCCUCAACAACCCCCAUCUUCACCGAAGCCCUCGAAAUCCUCACCGAAAAGUACUCGCGCACGCUCCCCAUCCUGCUCUCCGGCGAUGUCUUUGAUCUCGCAACCCUCCCCAUCAGAUCAACCUCCCCUCCCGACCUCGCAACUCUCACCAUCAAAGAAGACAGCAACAACAUCUCCACACAGCAACAGCAGCAGCCGAAACCCAGCAACACGAAUCUCACGGGCUUCAUGUCCGCCCGCGGCCUCCUCGCCAACCCGGCCCUCUUCGCGGGCUAUUCGGCGUGUCCAUGGGAGACGCUGGAGACGUUCAUGUGUAAUGUUGCACGGUGUCCGCUGCCGUUGAAGUUGGUUGUGCAUCACGUGCAGGAAAUGUGUGCGCCGGGGAUGGGUAACGACAAGUCUUCGUUGUUGAAUAAGAAGGAGAGGGCGAAGUUGGUGGAUUUCACGAACAUGGCGGAUUUGAUUGACUUUUUGGAUGAAAAGAUUGAGGAGCAUACUGGGCAGAAGGGGAUGAGGCGAGACUUGUGAAACAACUAGAAUAAAAUAAGAGAAAUCUGAAAGAAAAAACAUUGCAAAAGAAGGGAAAAUGUAUCUAUAGAAUCAGGGAUUGCGGUCUUGUCUGGCU
Molecule: messenger RNA, 1270 nt
Organism: Trichoderma harzianum CBS 226.95
Lineage: Eukaryota; Fungi; Ascomycota; Sordariomycetes; Hypocreales; Hypocreaceae
Exons: 5
Coding region: 1-1173 (390 amino acids)
Biological process (GO): tRNA processing
Molecular function (GO): flavin adenine dinucleotide binding; tRNA dihydrouridine synthase activity
Source: RefSeq, a predicted model, not a curated record